Colletotrichum scovillei is the source of this 2646-nucleotide messenger RNA. RefSeq lists its product as uncharacterized. The transcript has 3 exons. Bases 1001 to 2512 code for a protein of 503 amino acids. NCBI's taxonomy places the organism in Eukaryota, Fungi, Ascomycota, Sordariomycetes, Glomerellales, Glomerellaceae. The record is from RefSeq and is a predicted model, not a curated record. Gene Ontology annotation, molecular function: monooxygenase activity; heme binding; oxidoreductase activity, acting on paired donors, with incorporation or reduction of molecular oxygen.
AUGUCGCCAGAGAGAAGCAAUUGGGGCAUCUUACAGGUUCCUUCUCCACACGAAACCUGGUUGUAGGAAUGUGUUAUUCGUGGGGUUCCAUCGACAACUGACUAGUGAUGCUAGGUUUUCCGCCACUCGCGUAGCAUGUCCAAUUAUACCAAGACAAUAACGGCUUAUUAUCCGUGGAAACCCCCUCUCUUCCAAUCUGACCGACCAGAGCUCCAGGCAACUGCUUUGAAUAUGCAGUGAAGGCAGUCCUUGGCAACGGGUCGCAUCUGAGGUGGGUUCUCUCGAGGCUCGCUUGCUUAGUCUUGGCGCUAAUACCAUCCAGCCGGCGAAGGAGUUCAUUGCGGAAGUUCCUCCCCACCGGAGCAGUCCUUUGCCUGGUAAGGUCCAGCAGCCGGGGCCCAUGGCCAGAUCUAUCCAUUCCUUGUCUUUUUCGUAUGGCAAAGUAAAAAAAUGGUUAGCGUCUCGGACUGACCCGUUGAGGAUUGGUAUGCGGGGAGUGGUACGGGCCGCGUAUACCGGUUAUGAUGCCGUGCAUCCACAGAGCCACAGUUGAGUCUACCAGACUACCUCACUCGUGCAUCAUAGAUUUGUAGUAAGCCCUCAGCCCCAAAAGGUAACCCAUUCGAUGCAGUCAGCAAAACCCCGGACACAGUCAGCGAAGUCUUGACCUGAAACGGACAUACGGAUAAGCACUCGUUCGGCCACUUUACAAAAAGGCACCGAGAGGGCGUGUUUGAAUCAGACGAUGUCCCACCCGUGGAGGAUUCUGAACCCCGGAUGAACGUGGGGCUUGGCAUCCUUCGAUCCACACUUGGAAUACGACUCGUUCUUCAAUUCAAUCUGGAAUCCAAGGAAUCUUCAAAAUGCUACGUAUGCAUCCACAUAUCCAUGCACGCGUCACGGUUAGAUCCGACUACUGUCGGGCCUAAAGACUCUCCAGCGGCACAAAGCCACGAGCCUCCUAUCCUAGGGAAGAGUCGUCGCGCUUGAUACUAGCAAAAUGCUUCGCGAAAUCCUGUACGCCUUCACUGGCUUAGCCCUGUUGGCUUACGCCGCAGAUAUCUUUUACAACGCUGGAGAUGAUCCAAAUGAGCCGGUCCGGAUACGUUCGAGAUUUCCCCUUAUCGGACAUGUCUUGGGACUGAUGAGUCAAGGGCCAACCUACUACAGAAAGACAAGUAAUUCAACCGAAGCCGAGAUUUAUACCCUGGGAUGUUUCAACUUCAAGGUAUACAUCAGUGCUUCCAGCCGGCUUCUACCAUUCAUCCAGAAGCAAUCAAGAGCUCUGUCUUUCCGACCUUUCCUCCAGCUCGUUGCGCGAAAGUAUGGCGAUGCUUCUCCUGCGACUUACGAGAUUUUUGGGGGCAGUCUGCCCGAUGACUUAAGCCAGUCGGUGAAGAUGAGCUUGGCUCCAGGCCGCCAUCUUGAUGAACUGAGCCUUCGGAUGGGCAAGAGGGUCUUAAUAGACAUUGAUGAGUUGCUUUCAGCUAAGGCAGCAGUACCGUUGUUGUCUUGGGCUAGACAUGCUGUUGUGCAAGCAACAAGUUGUGCCGUCUAUGGAGAGAAGCACCCUUUUCUCGACCAGGAAAUCGAGAACUCUUACUGGAAAUGGAUGACAUAUCUCACUGCCCACCUGGUUGGCUGGCUCGAUGUAACGAAGAAGGGUUACGCGGCAAGAGAAAAGGUGUUUCAGUCAUACAUCAGGUACUGCAAAAAGCUCCCCCAGGAGAGCUCUCAUCUUAUGAAAGAGCAUCAACGUGUUCUGGGAGAGGCUGGGGUAUCGAGUACGGACAAGGCUAAGCAAGCUGCGAUCUUCACAAUUGCCUCCUUCAGUAACUCAGCGCCGACUCUGUAUUGGACCUUGUGGGAACUCUUCUCACGACAAGAAAUCCUCGACGAGGUCAGAGAAGAGCUCACAAAACACGCAGUUAUCAAGUCAGAAGACGGAGGAUUCGUGCUUGACGUCGCUGCACUCAAGUCUCAGUGUCCCCUCCUCCUCUCGGUGUUCCAAGAAACUCAGAGAACUCGCCACGUCAAUCCCAGCUUCCGCAAAGUCUUGACAGACACGCUUUUGGACGAUAAGUACCUUUUGAAAGAGGGUAAUUACCUCCAAGUACCCGGAAAUGUCAUUCACAACGAAACUGGCAUUUGGGGCCCGACAGCUUUGCAAUUCGAUCCAUAUCGCUUCAUGCCCAAGAAGGGAGGCGAGCGAGAUGUUUCGACUGCCAGCGGCUUUGUCCCGUGGGGUGCUGCGCCAUAUCUAUGCCCGGCGAGACAAUUUGCCGCAACCGAGAUUCUCAUUAUAGCUGCGCUGCUUGCCACGAGGGCCGAUAUAUCACCUAUGAAUGGACCUUGGGACGAGAGUCCAGCUGUAAAUCAUGCGGAUCUUGCUACCCUUUCGCCACCUACAAAGGAUGUCGGCAUGCGUGUAAGAGUUCGAGAAGAGUGGGCUGGCGAGUGGACAGUGCAGAUGGGCGAGAGUCGAAGCCGCGUGCCUCUCGCCUCCGGAUAGUCGUAAUACUCCUUUCGACGGCUUAGAUAGUUUUCAGGAUCAAUACAAAAUGUACUAUGACCCUGUUGCCCAACAUAGGUUGAAGUUUUCGAGUACCUGAAACUCAAAACUACAAAGGAGUUCUUCCCUUAGCC